Ectocarpus siliculosus is the source of this 2238-nucleotide messenger RNA. The record is from the annotation of a GenBank genome assembly. Lineage: Eukaryota; Phaeophyceae; Ectocarpales; Ectocarpaceae.
AUGCUCGCGGCCAGGCGAACCUACGGCUUGGGACGCUCGACCCUGAGUACCAGCGCCGUUGCCGUGUCACGAUGCUCGCGCCUCGGUGCUCUUGCUCACGCCACCACCGCUAGGUGUCGCAGCACGCGGAUCGGCUCCACCCGACAGGUCCCAGCAGCCCGCCAACAGCACUUUAGCGGCGGCUCGGCGCCGGGCGCUAAUAGCUUGUCGUCGUCGCCGGGCGUGGGCUUGGGACGCCAAGCAGGCUGUGGCAGGAGGCCCACCCAGCUGGCGAGGAAGAAAGGGAAGACGGAGUGGGUCAGGUACCAGAACAUGAUGCACCAGCGAACGGGCCUUGCUCGGCGGGACCAGCUGUCGUCGAUGCGAGGAGGGGUUGUCGGCCCGAGCGUCAACAAUGAUGCUGGCAGCGGAGGUGUCGAGACCAGUGCGGAUUCUAGUGCUGCUGCUGCCGCUGCCGCUGCGGCCGAGGCCAGCGAACCCGACGUGGCCACCCCGACUGCUGCGGGCAGCUCCGUGACGUUGUCUCCUCCGGCAACGAUGGCCACGACUUCCAGCGAAUCGACUGCCGUCAUCGGCCUGGGGCCUGACGAUGGUGACUUGGCGGCCCCGGACACCGUACCGCCGAUCGCAACAACACGCCAGGAAACCAGCAGCCGCAUCAGUAGCGAGGAUGCAGUCAUCACGGACCUGGAUAGUAGAAGAGAGGCGGCGCUGAACGCGGAGCUGGAGAGGAAGUUCGGGACGGAGCCGCCGCAGCUCGAGGAAAUUUCCGGGAAAACUCGGCGCAGGCGUUCGCGGGGGCGUGGCAGGAGAGGGGCGGCGCGCGCCGUCGAAGGCACCGCCAACGAGCUACAACACGAACCCCCCUCAGCGGUUUCAGGCGGAGGAGGAAUAGCACCCGCUGCUGAGUCGGAGACCGGGGAGCUGAACGAGGUGCCCGUUGGAGAAGCGGCAGGACCGAUCACCGGCAUGAGCGGUGACGGGGCCAAGCCAGCGAGCGGCGAGGGGACUCCGCGGUCGAAGAGCGCAGACGAAUCGCGCCGCGGAAGGAGAAACCGUAGGGGGGGGGACGCCACUGGGGAUGGAAGGGGGGGGGGAUCUCUGGGUCGGGGCGGGCGAGGGAAGCAAGCAGCGGCCGCAUCGGAGGGAUGGGGAGGAGGAGGGGAGGGUAGCGAGGAUUCGUACUCUCAGCAGCAGGGGUCUGCGUGGAAGAACGUUCACGCCAAGAAGAAGCUGAGGUGGCUGCUGAAGGGACUCGCGAGCGACUACGGGGUGCAGGAGAUGCUCGCCCGCCACCACAUUUCGAAGCACACGAUGUCCAAGCUGCUGCGGGUGUUUGAGGACCUGGUCUUGGAUCACCCCGACACCGCAUUUCCAGGUGAAGCCGGACAAAAACUGCAGGAGGAAAUGUCCUCUCUGUGCUACCACCCCAAGUUCCAGGCCGACGCUGUCCUCAUGAAAAGACCCAUUAGGACAAGGACCACCUCCGGGCGAUCGUUCACGUUCUCGUCCAAGCAGCCCAAGCGGGGACGUGAGGGACCGUUCGUCAAGGAACGCAACGACGUAGUGGAGAAGGGUUUGAUCCCAAGGUUGGUCGAGCUGGCGCAGGAAAGCUACGCCGACGAGAUCGAGGCGACGAAGCGCAUGGACAGCAUCGUAGAUCUGAGGAACCCUCAGCAAGGAUUCCCGCUCGCGAGGCUGAGAAAACGCCGCAUCAUUUACCACGGAGGACCAACCAACUCCGGCAAGACGUACCAAGCGAUCGAGCGCCUCAAGAAGGCCGGCGCCGACAGGCAGCCGGGGGACGGGCCGGCGGGACUGUUCUGCGGGCCGCUUCGGCUGCUGGCGCUGGAGGUGUACGAGCAGCUGAACAGCCAAGGGGUAUACUGCAGCCUCAUGACGGGGCAAGAGAAGCGAGAGGUGCCUUUCGCCACCCACGUUUCCUGCACGAUCGAGAUGGCUUCGACCGUCAACGAGUACGAGGUGGCCGUGAUUGACGAGAUACAGAUGCUGGCGGACGAGCAGCGGGGGCCAAGUUGGACAUCGGCUGUUCUUGGCCUCAACUGUCCGGAGAUACACGUCUGCGGGGGGAUGGAGGGAGCAGUCCUAGUGGAGGCCAUGGCGAAGGAGACGGGGGAUGAUUUCGAGCUGAGGGAGUACCAGCGCAAGACCGAGCUGGUGUGUGCAGAAGAAAGCCUAGGCAACAACUACAAAAACAUCCAACCAGGCGAGAAAUAG